AUGGCAUUUCCCUCAGCCUCGUCGCCUCUCUCUUCUCCCCCUCUAACGCAAUCAUUCUCCAACCAAACCCUCACGACAGAGGAAGCCAGAAAAUAUCGUCCAACCAAGAAACUACCGUUUGAACUCGCUCAACAUGUGCAGACAUAUUACGAAGAAAACCUUUUCCUGCAAGCCUUUAAUUUCCUCCUGUCCAUCACUGGAAACACGGUCUCUACGCUCAAUCGCAUGGCUCCAGUCACGAUCCCUCCAGCGCCUCAUCUGGCUCUCGCAGCGACCAUGGUCGUUCACCCGGUCCCCACCACGAGAACUAAUUCCCGUGAGAAGUGGGAUCAAGCCAAUGCCGCUCUUCGUCUCCUCUGGCUCGUCCAUAAUACUGUCGGCCCAAUUGAGGCUGAUUUCGCCACAGCUUUUACAUUUCGGAGAUAUGACUUUAGAUCAACCCGUCAUGUUGGGUUGCGCUUUGAUGAUGGUGAUGAUGAUGAUGAAGACAGGGAUGUGACUGGAGAUGACGAGCACUCCGCCGUGCAUGACCUCAACUCCCCGUACGCCGGCUCUCAAGGGCUGUGGGUUCGCGCGGAGGACUUCUGGCAUGUUGUGGGCUGGGCAUUCAACUGCGCCUGUCUCUCUGGCAUACAUUUGAUGCGGUGGAAUCAGUAUCGUCUGCUCCUUGAAUUCCUCAUCGAUGUGCUCGAGACCGACUGGCAGCUUCGCAAUGCCGAACCCGAGCCUUCACCGGAGGAGAGCUUGAUUUGGCAGUACAUCGAGCUCGCAGGAGGUGGACACGCGCGAGCCAGAAGAAUCAUUAGAGCUAUCUUUGCAGACGGGACCGCACGUUCGAUGGGUGAGUUCCGCUCCAUCUUUGCUCACGAGCUUAAGGAGCCGGCGCCAGAGAAUGGCACCGUCAAGAAGCGAGAGGUUGAUGUCAACAUUGAAGAGGAUAUCUACGGCGACUACACGAGGGAGGAUGAUUCGGACCUGUCGGAUGAUGUCGAUGCGGCUAGCACUGGUACAGGAGGGGGGGCAAGACCUUCUAAACAAAUACGCUCGAGCACGAGGACACGGACGCCAUCGUCUAGAGGCCUUACUCCCAAGAGCAGCAUUGGCAGCUUGCGAAGUGACUAUGAGAAUGGCGAGGACUCCGCACCCCCCCCAUCCUCGGAAUCUGCACUGGGAGAUUCUUCGAGCCUCGCCCUUCGCCUGCGCCUUCUCCGCCUCCUCACGUACAUCUCGUCACAUCCGACACUGACGUCGGUCUCGCCCACCAGCUUUCCCGAUCUAGACGAUCUGUUCACCCUCUUUGUGGAAUUCAUCAGACCACUCCCUCUCCCUGUCUUUGCGCGAAUAGUUCUCCCUUCGUCUUCCCCCCACCAGAUCUUCGACGACCACACUCGAACCACUCUCUGUGAGUCCAUCCUACAGCGCAUUCUCGAGAAUUCGGCUCCCUCAAUCCGUUCUCACGUGCACCUCUCUCAAACGAAAUUGGAGGAAGAGUACCUCCCUUUCGCAGCUGGACGCAAUAGCGUCGACGCGAAUGCGAGAGUGUCGCUACUGCUAGAGACCUUGACGCGAUGUAUGGUGCGACUUGGCGCAUUGGAGAGCUCGGAACAGUUGACUAGUGCCUUACAGAAGGGUAUACGAAGACGAAUGGGCUGUGUAGCUGACUGGGGCGAGGGUAAGAAGGCGAGAAAAGGUGCUAGGAGAGAAGAGGAAGCCUGGUCAUGGCUAGUCGAGAGUGGAGAAAGGAUGGACAAGGUCGUCAAGAGCCUUCACCGUUGA
Messenger RNA from Rhinocladiella mackenziei CBS 650.93, 1776 nucleotides. RefSeq lists its product as uncharacterized. The record is from RefSeq and is a predicted model, not a curated record. The transcript has a single exon. Lineage: Eukaryota; Fungi; Ascomycota; Eurotiomycetes; Chaetothyriales; Herpotrichiellaceae. The coding region runs from base 1 to 1776 and encodes 591 amino acids.